Molecule: messenger RNA, 679 nt
Organism: Dufourea novaeangliae
Lineage: Eukaryota; Metazoa; Arthropoda; Insecta; Hymenoptera; Halictidae
Gene: ppl
Product: glycine cleavage system H protein, mitochondrial
Exons: 3
Coding region: 161-679 (172 amino acids)
Biological process (GO): protein lipoylation; glycine decarboxylation via glycine cleavage system
Cellular component (GO): mitochondrion; glycine cleavage complex; cytoplasm
Source: RefSeq, a predicted model, not a curated record
UAAUCAUUCAUUCGUAUCGCGCCUUUUCGUUCGCUCCAUUACGGAAAACUUACGAACUCUGCCAAGGACGAUACAUUGCAGACGACAAAGCACAGUAAGGUUAAGCUUUCAGUUUCCGUCUAUUUAGUUCGUAUUCUGUCUGGUAAAUUAGAAACUCAGAAUGGCAAAACUAGUUGCACAAAUAGCAAAAUGUACCGCUGGAUCAUUGUCAUGUACCUCAAAGGGAAGUUUAUUCAGUCGUCCUGUUUCGAGAGCAUCCUUAUACCUCUCACGUUCAAUUGCUAAUACUCGAUGUCUCAGAGCCGAAAGGCUAUACACAGAGAAACAUGAAUGGAUUACGGUUGAUGGUAAAAUAGGAAUAGUUGGAAUAUCCAGUUACGCGCAAGAAGCAUUGGGUGAUAUUGUUUAUGCUCAGCUUCCAGAUGCUGGAUCUGCAAUAGAAAAAGAAGCCGAGUGUGGAGCAUUAGAAUCUGUAAAAGCUGCUUCCGAAUUAUACAGUCCAGUCAGUGGAAAAGUAAUAGAAAAAAAUGAAGCAGUUGAAAAGAAACCUGGUUUAGUUAAUUCUUCGUGUUAUGACAAAGGAUGGCUGUUCAAAAUAGAACUAAAAAAUCUAGAUGAAGUCAAAAAUCUAAUGAAUGAAGAAGCUUACAACUCAUAUUUAAAAUCUAAUCCGCAUUAA